GGCACUUGAAUCCCUUUAAUUAGUUGCUCAAGCAACUGGGCUCAUCCUGGACUGUGCCUUCUGCCUCACCCCGUCAGGCUAGACAGCUGCCAAGUCACGCCGCUUCUUUCCAGCUCACUGUGAGCGUGUAGACCGGCCACCGUCAGCUUCUGCCCAGAAUCACAGGGGGCUCCUACCUGGGCCUCUUUCAUCAGCUCUUGUUUUGGCUUAUUUCCCACGGUACAACUGGAAGGAUCUAUUUUUCUUAAACUCACAACUCUGUGGUCACGUCAUUUUUUACUGUACCCUCAAGUUACCUUCUCCUGCUUUCAGGCCACAUCUACCAGACAGAGUGGUGAGCCGAGAUACCAUCCUAUUGCUUUUCCAGAACAGAGGCAAUAAUAAUUCUGGACAUACUGACCAAAGGUUAUCUUUUGGAAGCAAUGAGUUUAAAACCUUUUACCUACCCAUUUCCAGAGACGAGGUUUCUUCAUGCAGGACCCAGUGUGUAUAAAUUCAAAAUCAGAUAUGGGAACAGCAUCAGAGGGGAAGAGAUAGAAAAAAAGGAAGUCGUCUCCCAGGAGCUGGAGGAUUCUAUUCGUGUGGUCUUGGGAAACUUGGAAAAUCUGCAACCAUUUGCUACAGAACACUUCAUUGUAUUUCCCUAUAAAAGCAAAUGGGAGAGAGUGUCCCACCUGAAAUUCAAACACGGGGACAUGGCCUUGGUCCCUUAUCCAUUUGUUUUCACUCUCUAUGUGGAGCUGAAAUGGUUUCAUGAAAAUCUGUCCCCUGGAAAACCAAUCAAUGACAGUCCUCCUGGAUUGGUCCUUGCUGACAGGAAAGCGGCAGGAGCCAUGGUGAGGAAGUGGAAAUGCAUGGAGGUGCCCCGCUCCCCCAGCGUGUCGGGGCUGGACAGCAUCAAGAUGGGGACUUCCAGCCAAGGCCCCAGGAAAAAGAAGCCCCUCAUGGAAACCAGGAGGAGCAGGGACAGGAAAACCCAGCAGGAAUGGCAGGAGACCCCAGCGUUUGAUGACACUGAUGUCCAGGAACAGGAUUCAAAGUGGGGGCACAGCCUUGCAGGGCAGAUCACCCCACCACUGCAGCAGAACAACGCACCUCCGCCUAGAGGACCCACAGAGCAGGGAACCCGUGGCUUCUUCGGGUUUCUAAGCUCUUUAUUCCCGUUCUGGGAUUUCUUCAGGAAGAGCAGCCAGCGGGCCUCCCAGCCGCAGCCGUCUGCUGCAGGGGGUCCUCCCUGCUCACGGCGUUCCGGUCUCGGGAAAUGAGGGCCCCAAAGUCCCUGAGUCUUCCUGUGACUUCGUCCCGUCUUUUGCCCCUUUACAAUGAAAUGGGAUUUAACCCAUUUAAAACUUGAGAAAAGAAUGGAACUUUCUAAAAUACUCUAAGAAUGUAGUCUCCUUGAAGGUCCAUUUAGGGCCAUCAUCUCCAGCACUUAGGAUGCUAAAGACAAUAAACUGUUUAUGAAGCGUGUGGCUGCAUUUAG
Molecule: messenger RNA, 1483 nt
Organism: Talpa occidentalis (Iberian mole)
Lineage: Eukaryota; Metazoa; Chordata; Mammalia; Eulipotyphla; Talpidae
Gene: MAJIN
Product: membrane anchored junction protein
Exons: 12
Coding region: 423-1265 (280 amino acids)
Biological process (GO): homologous chromosome pairing at meiosis; meiotic attachment of telomere to nuclear envelope
Cellular component (GO): nuclear inner membrane
Molecular function (GO): DNA binding
Source: RefSeq, a predicted model, not a curated record